Messenger RNA from Hansenula anomala, 882 nucleotides. It is a transcript of the gene SFH5, whose product is annotated as Sfh5p. The record is from RefSeq and is a predicted model, not a curated record. Bases 1 to 882 code for a protein of 293 amino acids. The transcript has a single exon. Gene Ontology annotation, cellular component: plasma membrane; cortical endoplasmic reticulum; cytosol. Lineage: Eukaryota; Fungi; Ascomycota; Saccharomycetes; Phaffomycetales; Wickerhamomycetaceae. Gene Ontology annotation, biological process: regulation of exocytosis; Golgi to plasma membrane protein transport. Gene Ontology annotation, molecular function: phosphatidylinositol transfer activity.
AUGUCCAAUGUCAGUGUAAAGACAGCCAAAUUCGAAUCAGACCAUCAAAGAGAGAAGUUUGAUGAGUUUGUGGAUUUACAUCUACCAGAUAUCCUUAAUCAAGCUCAAUAUGAUGAAUUAUUUGGGUAUCAACUGAGUUCACAAGGUGAAUAUUUUAACAAAGAUGUGUUUGAUGCAUUGAUUUUCAAAUAUUUAAAGGCAAAUGAUUUCCAAAUACAAGAAUCUAAAGAUCAAUUAUUGAAUACAUUGAUCUGGAGGAAAAAUUUCAAUCCAUUAAGUGCUGCUUUUAAUGAAACUCAUGAUUCAAAAUUUGAUGAUAUAGGAGUCUUGACAAAUUAUGGAAACAAUACAGCCAAUACGAAAAUUAUAACAUGGAACUUGUAUGGGGCUGGAGGUAAUCCAAAAGAGUUAUUCAAAGAUUUAGAGAAAUUCUUACGUUAUAGAAUUGGGUUAAUGGAGAGAAGUGUUCAAUUACUAGAUUUUACUAAUGAGGAAAAUUGUUUCAUGACUCAAGUUCAUGAUUAUAAAGGUGUUUCAUUUUUAAGAAUAGAUCCUGAUAUUAAGAAGGGAAGUAAAGCAACUAUCCAAAUCUUCCAAGAUUAUUAUCCAGAGUUGUUAUAUAAGAAAUUUUUCGUCAAUAUUCCAUCAGUGUUGUUUUGGGUAUUUGAAUUUAUGAAAAAAUUAUUACCAACUGAAACAACAAAGAAAUUUAUCAUAUUAAACCACAGUACAGGUAUUUAUAAAUACUUGGGAGAUGAAGUUCCUUCUAAAAAUUAUGGCGGUAAAGGUAAAGAUUUAGAAUUACAAAAUGUUAAAGAAAUCAAACCACCAGUCUAUGGGGCACAUUUAUCACAACAAUUAUUUACUAAUGAAGUUGAUUAA